Penicillium cinerascens is the source of this 348-nucleotide messenger RNA. RefSeq lists its product as uncharacterized. Lineage: Eukaryota; Fungi; Ascomycota; Eurotiomycetes; Eurotiales; Aspergillaceae. The record is from RefSeq and is a predicted model, not a curated record. The coding region runs from base 1 to 348 and encodes 115 amino acids. The transcript has 2 exons.
AUGGCCCCCCCAACCCCCUGCCUGUCCCUUCGCCGGGCGCUCAUCGCCCAUCAUAGCCACAUCGGCGGCCGGCGCUGCUCGCCACUGUACCCGGACGAGAAAUCUAACGCUUCGCGCCGAUUAGGCGACACUUUUACCUGGUCCGAGGCCCUCAGUGCCGAGUGCUCCCUUUCCCUCGGUGGCCCUGUCUCUCCCCAGAACCGGACCCCAUCACGCCACUACGGUCACCAGCGUCCCGCGUCGAUCGCCUCGAGGGAUCAGCCUGUGCAAGAAAUUCCCAAGCAGCCAAAGCAGAACAAGCCCGGUUUCGUCGAAAAGAAGAUCCUACAUGGCGAGUUCAUGGACUAG